Pseudoliparis swirei is the source of this 282-nucleotide messenger RNA. Its product is annotated as guanylin-like. Gene Ontology annotation, molecular function: guanylate cyclase activator activity. Lineage: Eukaryota; Metazoa; Chordata; Actinopteri; Perciformes; Liparidae. The transcript has 3 exons. Bases 1 to 282 code for a protein of 93 amino acids. The record is from RefSeq and is a predicted model, not a curated record. Gene Ontology annotation, cellular component: extracellular region.
AUGUGUGUGUGCAGCGGAGCUCUGGGCGUGCAGGUUAGAGUUGGAGACAGCGUCUUCCCCUUGGAGGCCGUGAAGCAGCUCAAGGAGCUGAUGGAUUCAGACGGCGGCGGCGGGGCGAGCGUGGCGGCCGCCUGCACCGACCCCGUGCUGCCGCAGGUCUUUCGCCCGGUGUGUCGAGGCAAAGGAGCCGGCGACGUUUUCUCCAAACUGGUGUCGAUCAUCAAGUCUAUCGAUCCUUGUGAAAUAUGUGCCAACCCCUCCUGCUUUGGGUGUCUGAAGUGA